Molecule: messenger RNA, 399 nt
Organism: Aricia agestis (brown argus)
Lineage: Eukaryota; Metazoa; Arthropoda; Insecta; Lepidoptera; Lycaenidae
Product: allergen Tha p 1-like
Exons: 2
Coding region: 11-364 (117 amino acids)
Source: RefSeq, a predicted model, not a curated record
UUUUCAGAAAAUGAAGCAAAUAAUUCUCCUAAGCAUCAUCGCGUUAUGCUCAGCGUACACCGACAUUAACGACAAUGAGGACGUCAACGCGGUGGUCAACAACCCGACCGAGUUGAAGAAGCACAUCGCCUGCUACCUCGACAAGGGCCCGUGUACUCAAGACACGCUGUUGUAUAAGACUCACUUACGGGAGGUAGUGGACGACGCUUGCCGGGAGUGCAACGACGCAGAGAGACACCUGGUUAGGGUCUUCCUCAAGGGCCUGAAGGAACACUUCCCUAGCGACUACAAUGAUUAUCUGAAGAAGUACGAUCCUGAAGGCAUACACGUGCCUAAACUACUCGCCAGCGUGGGCAAGUUUUAAAGACAACCAACGGAUGGACCAACAUUUAUUUUGCG